Molecule: messenger RNA, 1419 nt
Organism: Anthostomella pinea
Lineage: Eukaryota; Fungi; Ascomycota; Sordariomycetes; Xylariales; Xylariaceae
Source: the annotation of a GenBank genome assembly
AUGGCUUCACAGCAACCCCUCCCGAACAGCCAGCCGCCGAUGGACGUGUAUGGCGGAGACGAAGUAUCCGCCCUUGUCCUCGAUGCCGGCUACUGCCACACGCGAGCUGGGUUCGCGGGCGAAGAUGUCCCUAAAUCCGUCCUGCCGUCCUUCUACGGCAGCCUCAAGUCCACCAACACCGACUCGACGACCGCAUCCUACCGCGAUAUCUUCGGCGACGAGUGCCUGAUCCCGCGCCCCGACUUUGAAAUCAAGAACUACAUGUCGCGCAGCGAGAGCGUGGUCGAGGACUGGGACGCCGCCACCAAGAUGUGGGAGCACAUGCUGAUCAAGCGCCUGCAGCCAGAAAAGGAGACACCCCCGAGCAACAACGGCCUGAACGACCCGGCGGAGGACGGCGAAGGUAACGUCGCAAUGGAUGAUGUCGAGAACCAGGAGAGACCGCUUGCCGAAAACCCCCUGCUCAUGACCGAGGCGCCCUGGAACUCUGGCAAGGCCCGCGAGAAGGCCAUCGAGAUCGUCAUGGAGAACUGGGGCUGCCCUGCCUUCUGGAUGUCGAGGACUCCGGUGUGCGCCGCUUUCGCGGCAGGCAAGGCGUCAGCGCUGGUGAUCGAUGUGGGCGGUGCAAACACGAGCGUCACAGCCAUACAUGACGGCCUGGUGUUGAAGCGGUCCAUCCAGAAGUCACCCAUCGGCGGUCUAUGGUUAUCGUCACAGAUCCGGACCAUGUGGGCAAACAGCGACCCAAGAGUCGACAUUGUGCCGUCUUACAUGGUCGAGAACAAGACGCCCGUCGAUGCUGGUGCACCCGCACAAGCUAGACUACGAAAGUUCCCGUUCGAAUUCACCCCGUCCUUCCGUCACUACGAGGAAGAGCGUCUCUUGACCGAGUUCAAGGAGUCGGUGGUGGAGGUGUGGAGGGGUCCCGGCCGUUACUCCAACCCAGGCAACGAGGAGCUAGUCAAGUCGCAACCCGGCCGCGUCUUCGAGAUGCCCGACGGCGCGAACCAGAUGUGGCGCGAGCAGCGGUACAGAAUCGCCGAGGGCAUGUGGGACGAGGCAGCCGCCCUACCGACGCCGGAUGCCGAGGUUAAGAUCCAGACCAUCCCGGAGUUGAUCAAGGCCGCCCUCAGCAACGUCGACGUGGAUCUGCGACCGAACCUGCUGGCCAACGUCGUCGUCACGGGAGGCACGAGCUUGCUGAACGGGUUCAAUGACCGUCUGAACAACGAGCUCAUGGCCAUGUACCCGGGCAUGAAGAUCAAGCUGCACGCCGCGGGCCUGACGACCGAACGACGCUUUGGCGCUUGGAUAGGGGGCAGUAUCCUGGCUAGUCUGGGCACCUUCCACCAGAUGUGGAUAUCGCGCAAGGAGUACGAGGAGAACGGCGCCGGCAUUGUCGAGAAGCGGUGUAAGUAA